GUAGUUCAGGGUCACCGAAAGAGUCUGUUCUCCUCGGAAGGACUGCCUGUAGUGAGGGCGACUGACUAAGCGGACAGGCCCUGAACCCCAUUUCCCAUGUGGCUUUGCGCGGCGGGCAGGUCACGUGACGGCAGCGCGGGCUUUGGAAGGCGGCACAGCAAGAAGUUACCCCCGGUGGAUCGGAGAAGUAGGGUUUGGGGCUGCCUUGGACACCACCGGACCCAGCGAUAGCUGCCGAGGCUUUCCUCCCCAAAGACCAGCUGUCCCUCCUCUGCAUUGCCAUGGGAAUUCAAGGCCUGGCCAAAUUAAUUGCUGAUGUGGCCCCCAGUGCUAUCCGAGAGAAUGACAUCAAGAGCUACUUUGGCCGCAAGGUGGCCAUUGAUGCCUCCAUGAGCAUCUAUCAGUUCCUGAUUGCUGUUCGUCAGGGUGGGGAUGUGCUCCAGAACGAGGAGGGGGAGACCACUAGCCACCUGAUGGGCAUGUUCUACCGCACCAUCCGCAUGGUGGAGAAUGGCAUCAAGCCUGUGUAUGUCUUUGACGGCAAACCGCCACAGCUGAAGUCAGGUGAGCUGGCCAAACGCAGUGAGCGGCGGGCUGAGGCCGAGAAGCAGCUGCAGCAGGCUCAAGCAGCUGGAGCAGAGGAAGAGGUGGAAAAAUUCACGAAGCGGCUAGUGAAAGUCACAAAGCAGCACAAUGAUGAGUGCAAACAUCUGCUGAGCCUCAUGGGCAUCCCAUACCUUGAUGCACCUAGUGAGGCAGAGGCCAGCUGUGCUGCCCUGGUGAAGGCUGGCAAAGUCUACGCUGCAGCCACUGAGGACAUGGACUGCCUCACCUUCGGCAGCCCUGUACUAAUGCGACACCUGACUGCCAGUGAGGCCAAGAAGCUGCCCAUCCAGGAAUUCCACCUGAGCCGGAUUCUGCAGGAGCUGGGUCUGAACCAGGAGCAGUUUGUGGAUCUGUGCAUCCUGCUGGGUAGCGACUACUGUGAGAGUAUCCGAGGCAUUGGGCCCAAGCGGGCCGUGGACCUCAUCCAGAAACACAAGAGCAUCGAGGAGAUUGUGCGGAGGCUUGACCCCAACAAGUACCCUGUACCGGAAAACUGGCUUCACAAGGAGGCCCAGCAGCUCUUCCUGGAACCCGAGGUGCUGGACCCAGAGUCUGUGGAGCUCAAGUGGAGCGAGCCAAAUGAAGAAGAGCUGGUCAAGUUCAUGUGUGGCGAAAAGCAGUUCUCUGAGGAGCGAAUCCGCAAUGGAGUCAGGCGGCUGAGCAAGAGCCGUCAAGGCAGCACCCAGGGCCGCCUGGACGAUUUCUUCAAGGUGACUGGCUCUCUCUCUUCAGCUAAGCGCAAGGAGCCAGAACCCAAAGGGUCUGCUAAGAAGAAGGCAAAGACUGGGGCAGCAGGGAAGUUCAAAAGGGGAAAAUAAACGUGUUUCCCCCCAUUGUCCCUCCUUGAGCCCAGAAUAUCUGCUAGAUAUCUCUAGGUGUGCUAGAGCUAGCACACCUGGAAGCAUGGGGCGGGAAGGGGGAAGAUUCCAUUGCUUUUCUAGUGCUUCCCUUCUCAGUACUGCUUUUCCUUUUUUACUUGAUUUUAUGGCAAGAAAGCUACAGGGGUGCUUUCUUUUCUUUUUUUUAAUCUCAGGAAAGUAUUUCAGGCUCAAGCCACUUCUCAGGCAGGUUAAUGGACACUGGAUCCAUUGUUACAUAAAAUGACAUCAAGUUUUGAAGAAAGAAGAGGGAGCUAAAUGGUGGAGAUGAGUGUGUAGAGAUGACUUCCUGACUUGCCAGCUGCUGGCUGAUGGGAAGUGACUGUGGAACAUGAUGACUAUGCUUUCUUUCUAGUUCAUUCAUACCCAUCCUGAAAGAUAGCCAUCAGGAAGAUCCAGGCCUGGUGGAUGAGAAGAGCUAUCAAGAGAAGAGACAAGCAGAGCACAGCAGUCUCUGCAGUUGGCAGCCGGAUCUGACUACUGGCUGUGUUGUGAGGUGGGCAGAAACUUGAACUUGUGCAGUGAGUCUUUACAGUGGUUAUUCAGAGGAGUAAGAUUGAUGAUGUGGCCUUUUGACUGAAUUGAGA
Castor canadensis (American beaver) is the source of this 2071-nucleotide messenger RNA. RefSeq names its product flap structure-specific endonuclease 1 (gene Fen1). Gene Ontology annotation, cellular component: nucleus. Gene Ontology annotation, molecular function: magnesium ion binding; 5'-flap endonuclease activity; RNA-DNA hybrid ribonuclease activity. The record is from RefSeq and is a predicted model, not a curated record. Lineage: Eukaryota; Metazoa; Chordata; Mammalia; Rodentia; Castoridae.